Messenger RNA from Paramuricea clavata, 1648 nucleotides. The record is from the annotation of a GenBank genome assembly. Lineage: Eukaryota; Metazoa; Cnidaria; Anthozoa; Malacalcyonacea; Plexauridae.
AUGCCAACUGAUGCUUUGUACUUGUACAAAAGGUGGUCAGCAGACAAUGGAACCGUUGAAAGUUUGAAAGGAAUCGGUGCUUCCCCUAAAUGCACAUCUGAUGUUCAGGAACUGCAAUGUGUUGCUGUUUACUGCUCCAAAGAUGAGAAAUAUCUGGUCACGGAAUACACUAAAGCCGACUGUGAGAACACCACAAAACACUGGUAAGCAACGUGGGAUGGAACGGGGUUAUAAUCGCGAGCAUCGUCAUUAUCAUUACCGUUAUCAUCAACAUUACCAUCAUUAUCACCACCAUCAUCAUGAUCAUUGUCAUCAUCAUUACCUUCACCAUACCACCAUCAUUAUCACCAUGUACCACCAUCAUCAUCAUCAUUACCUCGCGUUUCAAGUUAGAAUUGUAUAAUGCAGUGAACCAAUCAUACUCUGAAUCAAUAGGUUUUGAAAUUAGCCUCUAUUUCACCAACCUCGCCUCGUACCCAGGCUAUUUUCUCUUGUGCUCGGUGCACGGCCAAAAAGACCCUGGGUACGAGGAUGCUAUUUCUCCUAUUUCCCAUAUAUGUCCAAUAUGGCCAUCGGUUGUCAGGUGGUGAAGAUGGUGUAAGAUGGUGUCAGAUGCUUUGUUUUUCAGAUGCUUGAGUGUGGUGUCGGACGGUGUAGGAUGGUUCAGCUGAACAGCUGUUGUCAGGUGGUGAAGAUGGUGUCAUAACCACACUACACCAUCAUACACCAUCUGACACACUUCGACCAUCAUACACCAUCUGUACCAUCUUCACCAUCUGACAACCCUUCCCUGUAUAACCUCCCUACACCAUCUGACAAUCAUCUGACAAUCAUCUGACAACCAUCUGACACACUUCGACUGUUACGGACAUACCGCACAAGAUAUUAUAGUCUUCAAAAUUUUAAUGUUCAAUGUAAAAAACACGCUUACAAACGGCGGUUUAUAAAAUUAUUGACCACGCUCUCAACCAUAAUAUCUCCGUCUCUGUUGAGUGAUCACACUUUACUUUAUAUGAGCUAUAUUUACAUAAAUUUGAAAGUUUAAAUUAAAACUAUCACGACAAUUAACCUAAUCCCGAAUGCGUAUUGUCUACUAUGCAUGCAUGAACUACAUAAAUCCAUAAGGUCAUUAUUGUCCUUAUCAUCGACCAUCAUACACCACCAUACACCAUCGUCAUUAUCAGACAUCAAAUGCCUGUAUUGGACAUUACUCCUAUUUCUUCCCUCGGUGGGCCUGCACGCGGGCUAAUUAGCCUCGGAUUGAUAGGCAUAAAAUUACCUGAAAAUACAAGAACUUUAUAAACUUCGACGUUUCAAGCGAAGGUUCUUUGUCUGGCGACGAAGAACCGAAGUUCUUGUGUUUUUCAUGUUGUUGAAUCCUUAUCAACCCGAAGCUUUCUUAUUUAUUGACACUAUUGUUCAUUGUGUUUGUAGUCUUAUUGAUCCCAUCGAAGCAUUAAUAAAGGCAGCCCCGUUCCUUGAAACGCAACUCCGUCCUUCCAUAGAAAAUCUUGAAGAAACAUGCGCGGUUUAUCCAGCUGGUUCCAAUGUUUAUGAUGGUUCUGGCACCAAUGGUUCUGGCAACAUUCAGCUGGUUGAUUGCGUUGUAUUGCUAUUCAGCUUCAUUGUUGUGAAACUGUUUGCCUGA